Messenger RNA from Salpingoeca rosetta, 1697 nucleotides. RefSeq lists its product as uncharacterized. NCBI's taxonomy places the organism in Eukaryota, Choanoflagellata, Craspedida, Salpingoecidae. The transcript has a single exon. Bases 143 to 1120 code for a protein of 325 amino acids. The record is from RefSeq and is a predicted model, not a curated record.
CUUUCCCACAACCCAACACACAACACAACACACACAACAGGACAACAACACUGCGCACCCCCAUUCACCCCCCCCCCCUCCCUGUCGCUCUCCCCUCGCUCUCCUUCUUUCGUCUCUCAGCCCAGCAGCAGCAACGACGACGAUGGACGUGUCAUCGCUAACGGCGCUGGUCAAGGACUGGACUGCGUCUGCGUGCCAGCUGCCAUGCUGGCCGGCUGCCAUCAAGGACGAGUGGCGGCCCGCUGUCCUCGGGGCCACUGGAGCACUGGGGCUGUACCUGACCUACAAGCACCUCUUCACGCGCCCUGGUUUCGAUCCCCCGGCGCCCGGCGAGCUGUACCUUGCGUUUGAGUGCCGCAAGACCUUCGAGAAGGCAUGUGACAUGCAGAAGGACCCCUUCGUGUUUGAUCUCUCCCGCGAGGAGUUUGUGCAGCCGCUGGAGGCCAACUGGACCACCAUCCGCGACGAGCUCAAGGCGUACACGGCCAACACCGGCGGCCGCCUUGCCCCCUUUGGCCACACCCACCGCAUGUCCUCCAAGUCGUGCUGGCGCGUGCUCUCCCUGCGCCUGUGGGGCGUGACGGCGCCCAGCGCCAGCUCCUUCUUCCCCAAGACCAUGCAGCUCCUGCACAGCAUCUUCCCCGGCGAGGAGUGGGAGCGCGUGGUCGGCAUCACCUUCUCCCAGCUCGAGCCCCAGUCGGCCAUUGCCCCGCACUACGGCGACACCAACGCCAACUACCGCUGCCACCUUGGCCUCAUCGUUCCCGCCGGCCUUCCCGAUGCCGGCAUGGAGAUUGGCGACCAGCAGCAGGAGUGGAAGGAGGGCCGCGUGUUCGCCUUCAACGACGCCCACUACCACCGCGCGUGGAACAAGUGCGACGAGCGGCGCUUCGUGCUCAUCUUGGACGUCAUGCGCCGCGAGCACAUGCCCAAGCGCAACCACGUCUGCCGCUAUGUCAUGGCCUCCUUCCUCCUCCAGCGCAUCGCCAACAUGUGCUCCAUCGUCAAGGCCACCAAAUGGACCGAGCACUACACCCAUGCCAUCCUCUACUGCCUCCUCUUUGUCCCCGUCAACCUUGGCCUCGGCUCCUCCUUUGUGCACUGGUUCAUGCGCGCGUGAAGCAACCACACUGCCCGUGCAUGAGCGGUUGCUUGCAUGAACCGCGCUGUCCCCUUUUGUACCGUGCACACGUGCGCUUGUACGUGUGGUGUGUGAUGUACAACCGCUUCGUCAACAAUGCGCCGCCGCUGCUGUCUGCUCCUUGAACCCCAUAUGUGCUUGCGUGGUUGUGCCGCCCUGGUUGCUGUCCUGUCCUCGACAUCCCUCCUCCCUCACGUUGACGCUUGCACACCAUGCGUCUUUCUGCCUCGUUGGGCGUUGGCUGUCUCUCCAUCUUAAUCGCACCCCCUGUUUUGUUUACCUUUUUUUUUUGUGUGUGUGUGUGUGUGUGUGUGUCUGUCUGUCUGUGUGUGUGUGUGUGUGUGUGUGUGUGUGUGUGUGACUUUGUGUGACUUUGUGUGUGUCUGUGUGUGUGUGUGUGUGUGUUGUUCAUGUCAAUUGUGCAAAUGUUGCAGAAAUGCUUUUGCUUCGCGCGUGCGUUGCCACCUGUAACACCGCCAGUGAAGGUGAAAGAUGUUUCUGUGGUUGUUGCUGUUGUCAUCACCAAUGAACCCCAGUCCACAAAGCAACCCUGUAA